AUGAUCAAUGAGCAGGAUGAGCUGACGAUCAAUGAGCAGGAUGAGCAGAUGAUCUAUGAGCAGGAUGAGCAGACAAUCUAUGAGCAGGAUGAGCAGACGAUCUAUGAGCAGGAUGAGCUGACAAUCAAUGAGCAGGAUGAGCUGACGAUCAAUGAGCAGGAUGAGCAGAUGAUCUAUGAGCAGGAUGAGCAGACAAUCUAUGAGCAGGAUGAGCAGACAAUCUAUGUGCAGGAUGAGCAGAUGAUCAAUGAGCAGGAUGAGCUGACGAUCAAUGAGCAGGAUGAGCAGAUGAUCUAUGAGCAGGAUGAGCAGACAAUCUAUAAGCACGAUGAGCAAACAAUCAAUGAGCAGGAUGAGCAGACAAUCUAUGAGCAGGAUGAGCAGACAAUCAAUGAGCAGGAUCAGCAGAUGAUCUAUGAGCAGGAUGAGCAGACAAUCUAUGAGCAGGAUGAGCAGACAAUCUAUGAGCAGGAUGAGCUGACGAUCAAUGAGCAGGAUGAGCUGACAAUUAAUGAGCAGGAUGAGCUGAACGAUCAAUGA
Ruditapes philippinarum (Manila clam) is the source of this 540-nucleotide messenger RNA. RefSeq names its product glucose-dependent insulinotropic receptor-like. The record is from RefSeq and is a predicted model, not a curated record. Bases 1 to 540 code for a protein of 179 amino acids. Lineage: Eukaryota; Metazoa; Mollusca; Bivalvia; Venerida; Veneridae. The transcript has a single exon.